Molecule: messenger RNA, 2010 nt
Organism: Caenorhabditis briggsae
Lineage: Eukaryota; Metazoa; Nematoda; Chromadorea; Rhabditida; Rhabditidae
Gene: Cbr-emb-27
Product: Protein CBR-EMB-27
Exons: 5
Coding region: 1-2010 (669 amino acids)
Biological process (GO): cell division
Molecular function (GO): protein binding
Source: RefSeq, a predicted model, not a curated record
AUGAACACCACAGAUAACGAUGGGUUCGCCAUUCCGUCCUUGUCAGGAGAAGGUCCGUCGUCGUCUUCUUCCACUAAAAAACCAGUCGCUUCAUUAGAUCUUCCGAAACACGAAUCACUCCGCUUCAAACCGAUCAAGACACUGGCAAGUCGAAUCGAUGGCAGCGAGUAUUACGAUGAAGCCAGCAUUGAAAAAGUCUUAGAGAUGCUCGAAAUCGGUCGCAUCGAUGACGCUACUGCUUGCGCGGAUUCACUCUACGCCGGCAUUAUCGACGACGACACCUUGGAUAUUGUGGGCAUCGCUGAAUAUGUUAAACUUCUCGUUGUUCUGCGGCAAUGGCGACGUGUCAGUCAUCUGGUGUCCCGGAAAAAUUACUACCAGAUCCACGUGGUCUUUGCCUACUACGCAGUUACUGCUCUUUUUCACAGAAAAAUGUACGAAGAGGUGACAGAAUUGGCAGUAGGUCAUCUGCUCCCGAAUAACGGGCAGCACGGGUUGCUACCAGUCAGAACCCUGUCCCAAGUCACUGGUAGAUUUGUGGAAGAAGAGAAGACAAAGUAUUCGUUUGCAAACAUGGCUGAACUGGAUAACAUCUCCAAGAAGUUGCGGAUGCUUCCAGCUCUCAUGCUUACUAUUGCCGAAAGCUUUUUAAAAUUGAUGAAUCGUGACGCCGCUAUGAUUUGCAUCAACUACGCGCUCAGUGUGGACAACACAACGCUUCAUAUCGAACGGCUGAUGACAAAGUACAACCUAGUGGAGCCAGCACAGUGGGAACAUUAUAAAAAGGUACGAAAUGCGCAAUUGAAGCUACACGAAGGUAGCCACGACCCUCAAAUUCUCAUCGAACGUGCACAACAUGCCUAUGAAAUGGGUCGAUUCGGAGAGGCCAAGCGACUCACCAGCGAACUUUUCGAACUAUUCGGACCACACCCUGAAGCCAUUCUUCUUCGUAUUCACUGCUUGACAAUGUUGAAAGAUUCUCGUUCCCUUCUUCAAUUGGGACACCAACUAGUCGCCGAUGAUCCGUAUGUCCCUCUUCCGUGGUAUUGUGUCGCCCUCUACUAUUAUACAAUUGGAGCCAACGCAAGAGCUAGAAAUUUUAUUAGCAAAUGUACAAUGAUGGACACAACUUUCGCCGAGGGCUGGGUUGCGUUUGGUCACAUUCUCCACUAUGAAGUUGAGCAUGAGCAAUCGAUGAGUUGCUACUAUCGCGCGUCAAAACUAGUCGAUCGAAGCUCGGAGCCCUUCCUCUACGUCUCUCUACAAUACAGUACGCAUAGUCAAAAGCUGAGCAAGAAAUUCAUGAUGGAAGCGGUGUCUCGUGCUCCGAACGAUCCAGUGAUUCGUCACGAGGAGGCGUGCGUCGCAUAUACAGCCAAGAUAUAUUGUGAGGCUGAUGUGCUGUUCAGAAACGUUUUGUAUAUGGUAACAGAUACAUCAGAAGAUGCUCCGAUUGAGGAAACACUGAAGAAACCAAUUGAUGAUUUCUGGCGUCCAAUGCUCAACAAUCUGGGUCAUAUCUCACGGCGAAUGGGGCGGGUUGAGGAGGCAAUCCUAUUUUAUCAGAAGGCUAUCAAAAUGGAGCCCAAGUACAUCGACGCUAUUGCAUCGACGGCUCUCUGCUACGCAGUACUCGGUGAGACUGAUCGAGCCACUGAGUUUUUCAACAGAGCGCUUUCCAUUGAUCCAUUCAACGAAACGAUUCGGCAGUGCCUGGCGAAGAUGAUUGUGGCUUCGAAGCUAAAGUAUAAAACUGAUGAGCGAGCGAUGCCUUCUACAUUCAACGUCGAGCGAUUCGAACCGCAAGGAGUGCUUCCGAACUGUGGAAUGCGUCGGCCACGAAACGAUGGAUUCGUCGUGCCAUCGAUUAUCUCCUCCCAGCAACCGUUCAUGCAAAUGUUCCGUGCUCGUGUCAGAGCCGAUCAAGCGGAACAACGACGACUACAAGGGCGCACGACUCGUACGGAACGAGAAAUCAUUGACGAAGACCACGAGGACCAGAACAGAUGA